Molecule: messenger RNA, 1084 nt
Organism: Sphaeramia orbicularis (orbiculate cardinalfish)
Lineage: Eukaryota; Metazoa; Chordata; Actinopteri; Kurtiformes; Apogonidae
Product: nicotinate-nucleotide pyrophosphorylase [carboxylating]-like
Exons: 5
Coding region: 100-990 (296 amino acids)
Biological process (GO): NAD+ biosynthetic process; quinolinate catabolic process
Cellular component (GO): cytoplasm
Molecular function (GO): nicotinate-nucleotide diphosphorylase (carboxylating) activity
Source: RefSeq, a predicted model, not a curated record
UCUGUCCCUUUCCAUGGAGUGUUCAGGGACCAACCCAUUUUGUUAAGAUAUGCUCCAAGAUAUUUAUAUUUUUGCACCAUCUCAUCACCAACCUCACAUAUGUUGACCAGAAUGUCUGAGCCCAGACACUCGGCGGCGCUCACACUCCCACCUCAGACCCUGACCCGCCUGGUUCGACAGUGGCUGGCAGAGGACACGCCCACCUUCGACCCUGCAGGAGCGUGUGUGGGCUUGAAAACGGUGGAGGCCAGGCUGUUGUGUAAAACGCCCAACAGUGUCCUGGCAGGAAGCCCCUUUUUCACAGCACUGUUCACUGAGGUGGGCUGCACUGUGGAGUGGAUUUACCAGGAGGGAGCUGACAUAGGUCCAGAUGCUGUAACGCUGACGGCUGUGGUGCGAGGCCCGGCGCGCUGCCUCCUCCUGGGUGAAAGGCCGGCUCUGAACUGCCUGGCCCGGGCCUCGGGCAUCGCCACACGAUGUUCGCAGCUCCAGCAAAUAGUAACAGCAGAAGGCUGGCACGGAGAGGUGGCCGGUACGCGCAAGACCACCCCAGGGUUCCGUCUGGUGGAGAAGUACGCCAUGCUGGUGGGGGGCGUGUCCAUGCACAGACAGGACCUGAGUGGAAUGGUGAUGCUGAAGGACAACCAUGUGUGGGCUUCUGGAAGUAUCACACAGGCGGUAAAGGCAACCAGGUCGGUGUGUGGUUUCAGCAGCAAGAUUGAGGUGGAGUGUUGCUCUGCAGAGGAGGGCAGAGAGGCAGCCUCAGCUGGAGCUGACAUUGUCAUGCUAGACAACUUUAAACCUCAGGAGCUCCACGCUGCUGCUCAGUCCCUUAAAGAUGACUUCCCAGCUGUACUCAUAGAAGCCAGUGGAGGAGUGACUCCAGAGAACUUAGCCCAGUUCUGCUCUCCACAUGUAGACAUCAUUUCUCUGGGCUGCAUAACCCAGGGCUGCCCAGUUGUGGACUUCUCCCUUAAAGUUAUUCACUGAAUCUUUCAAGAAUGAUGAUUAUCACUUAACCCUCAAAGACUCAAACAGCCUGUGGCUACCUAAAUGUACAGUGUUUAAUAAACGUGGACCACGA